UCGGUUCCGGGUGGAAAUAGUGUGAAGCUUUUAUCUGCUGCUGCGCGUCAUUGAAAACUCUGAUCCAAAGUUUAUAAAGUCAACUUAAAGUUCUGGUUUCAGCUGAUUUACUGGUAAAGUUUUAAUGAAACAGACUGAAAUGUAGAAAGAAGCAGAUUUAUAUAAGCUAAAAGCAGCGUUUUGACCGUUUCAUUCUGAAAUAAACUCGUCUGGAGCGCUUUCUUCGUUUGCGUAAAACGGGAGUCAUCGCUACUUCGGCGUCUUUUCACGUGUCUUCAGUUAACAUUCAUCAGUCACAAUGAAAAUCAACGAUAAAACCACAACAGAGUCCACUUCUCCACGGUGAGAUCACUGCUCGUCCAGCGGUGCUGCGUCCCUCUCCGUCCGAUGCGUAAAAGAGAGCCGCGGACCGGAGCACCGGCAGGCUCCGGGCGCUCUGACAGAAAGAAGCAAGACGGCGAGUGAAAGUGAGCUGAGGAGGGAAGAGAGUGUGGGAGGGUGGGAGAGCCCUCCCCCCGCCAAAUGUCUCGAUGGAUCAAGUCCUUCAUAACCCGACUCUUCUCCAGCUUUGCGCCAAAGUGUCCAAACCGGACUACGGAAUGACGGGAUGAGAUCAGAUUAGACGUUUAACUCUGGUUCAUUGAGUGGAACAGUUGCAGUCUAAGCAGCCAAACACCCUCCGGAGCGCUCGGCUACAUGUGAGAGUCUGCCGGUCCUCCAGUGCUCUCCACGCCUGCGCCGGUGAUGCCAUGCCGCGGAGCCACACCGGCGACGACAGCGGCGGCACCGGGCUCUGGCUGAAGACAUCCACGGGACGCCGGGCGCAGGACUACCCGCUGAAGGAUGUGGAGUCCGGACGGAGGACGAUGAAUAACGCGGUGCGUGUCGGGGACGGGCUGCUGGCUCCCCCCGCAGCAGGUGCGGCGGCGGCGGAGCGGAAGCAGGGCGCCCGGCUCAGCCUGCUCGGGAAGCCGCUCACCUACAGCGCACAGAGCGGCCGCAGGAACGCGCGGUACCGGCGGCUCCAGAAUUACCUCUACAACGUGCUGGAGAGACCGAGGGAGUGGGCGUUCGUCUACCACGCUUUUGUGUUCAUCCUGGUGUUUGGAUGUCUGGUUCUUUCUGUGUUUUCCACCAUCCCUGCUCACCAGGAAUUCUCCUCGCACUGCCUGCUCAUCCUGGAGUUUGUGAUGAUCGUCGUGUUCGGCCUGGAGUACAUCAUCAGGAUAUGGAGCGCCGGCUGCUGCUGCCGUUACCGAGGCUGGCAGGGACGCCUCCGCUUUGCCAGGAAGCCGUUCUGUGUCAUCGACAUCAUCGUACUCAUCGCCUCGGUUGCCGUGGUUUCAGCCGGUAGCCAGGGCAACAUCUUCGCCACGUCUGCGUUGCGUAGCCUUCGCUUCCUGCAGAUCCUGCGUAUGGUUCGUAUGGACCGCCGGGGAGGGACCUGGAAGCUGCUGGGAUCUGUAGUUUACGCACACAGCAAGGAGCUGGUGACGGCCUGGUAUAUUGGCUUCCUGGUGCUCAUCUUCUCCUCCUUCCUCGUAUAUCUGGUGGAGAAAGAAUUCAACAAGGACUUUGCCACCUACGCCGACGCUCUGUGGUGGGGCACGAUCACCCUCACAACCAUCGGAUACGGCGACAAAACUCCCCAGACGUGGACCGGACGCUUAUUAUCAGCUGGUUUCGCUCUGCUGGGGAUCUCCUUCUUCGCCCUUCCAGCUGGCAUCCUGGGGUCAGGCUUUGCCCUGAAGGUGCAGGAGCAGCAUCGACAGAAGCACUUUGAGAAACGAAGGAACCCAGCUGCCAGCCUCAUCCAGUGUGUCUGGCGUAGUUAUGCUGCUGAUGAGAACUCGGUUUCCAUUGCUACCUGGAAGCCUCAUUUGAAGGCGUUGCAUACCUGCAGCCCCGCCAAGAAAGAGCAGGGCGAGACCACUUACAGUAAGGGUCUAAGUAAUGGGAGACUCUUCAGAAAGUAUUCUCGGAAAUAUAGGAGUCAGAAGUUGAGCUUUAAGGAGCGUGUCCGGAUGGCGAGCCCUCGAGGUCAGAGCAUGAAGAGCCGCCAGACGUCCGUCAGCGAGCGCCAGCGCUGUUCCCCUGGCAACGAGGUGGUGGGCAGCGGCGAGCUUAUGGGCGGGAGUCCGGCGAAGGUCCAGAAGAGCUGGAGCUUCAACGACCGGACCCGGUUCAGGCCGUCGUUGAGGCUGAAGAGCCAGCCUCGCACUGCUGUCCCAGAUGUGGACGCCGGCAUGAUGACGGAGGAUUCGUUUGAUGAGAGAGGCUGCCAUUGUGACGUAACAGUGGAGGAUCUAUCGGCCGCCCUCAAAGCUGUCAUCAGAGCCGUCAGGAUCAUGAAGUUCCACGUAGCGAAGAAGAAGUUUAAGGAGACGUUGCGUCCGUACGACGUGAAGGACGUCAUUGAGCAGUACUCAGCAGGACACCUGGACAUGUUGUGUCGCAUCAAGAGCCUCCAGACCAGACUAGAUACUGUAGUGGGUCCUCCUCCGAGGCCUUCGAGUCGCCGGGCCAAGUCCUUUCCCUCUCCUUCCCUGCAGUUAUAUUACAGCCAGACCCGGAGGAAGCAGGCAGCGCUGGGACCGACCAGUGCAUCGGGCUCUGGUCCCAGCCUCAGUAGCCGAUCCAGGAACAUGUCCUCUCCUGCCCUGCACUAUUAUUACAGCGACACCAGGAAGAAGCUCUCUGAUGCAGGGGUGGAUCAGAUUCUGGGAAAAGGCCAGAUUCCCGUGGAUAAGAAAAUGAGGGACAAACUGCACCCAGAUGGAGACUCUCUGGAGGGCAUGAGCAUGCUGGGACGUGUAUGUAAAGUGGAGAGACAGGUAACUUCCAUCGAGUCAAAGUUGGACUCUUUGCUGGACGUUUACCGCCAAGUCCUGCAGAAAGGCCCGUCGGCGCUCACCCUCUCCUCCCUGCCCCUGUUCGAGCUGGACAACCAUCAGCACCACAGCUCUAGCUACCAGACCUCCAUCAUCAGCAGGGACCUCCCCUCCCCGCAGGGCGGAGAUCCGGUGGGAGGCGGAGGAGACAACAACGCCGGUAUGCACCGCUCCCUCAGCACCAACCCCAGAGGCCUGAGGCUCAUCCUGGCGCCUGCCGACGACGACGGUCCUCCAGACUCGGCGCCUCCAUCCUACCCUCCAUCCACGGCCUCGCUCUCCCCGUCACCCCUGCUGCCCCCCGACAGCCCCUACCCCACCCUGAUCACCCCCAGUAGUAACUCCAAAAAAGCACACUUCCCCGACCUGCCGCCGCCGCCUCCCUCCGCAGGGAGCUUCACCCUCCAGCUGCCCCCCAUGGUGCACCCGUCUCACCUCCGAUGCCCUCCUGAACCCGUCCGAGAUGACCUGCCGGAUGAGGUGGUGGCGGGGGAAGGCAGCCUGGGCCCUGCGGUUGUCGUUGGAUGCAGCGUGGACCAGAAGGGGGACGGCGAAGCGGGCUCUGCCCAGGGAAGGGUGCAGCUGCGGGAGAAGCCGAGCUUGAAACCUGAGGGGGUCUGGAGGAGGCACAUGAGCCUGGAGGUGAACCCCCUGCUGCUGCUCUCAUCCAGCCCAGAGGGGAGGCCUUCAGACUGGGAGCGCGGUCUUGGGAAAUCCCUGUCUGCUCAUAAUCUCAGCCGGCCUUUGACCAGUCGUGCCCCCGGCCUGUCCUCUGCGCUCAACAACAGCAGCAGCAGCAGCAACGGUAGCGAUCGUGGAAACGCCCACGGUCACCUCGGCAACUGGGACGGAACAGAACUCUUCAUUAGCGAGCCGACGGCAGAACAUUUCAACUUCUUGUCCCCGGGACCCAGCGGCAGCCCUUCGGACCUUCUGCAGACUGUGGAGGAGGCCGUGCUGCACUCGCAGGGAAACUCAGAGUUCCUCAGUCAGUCGUCACACACCCAGCUGGCAUAACCACACACACCCAUCCACACACUGUAUGUACACUCCACGGUGGGAGAAGCCACUUUUUAACGUAUUUUUAUGAGGCACCACGUGGAUUAUGUUGCAGAUUUUACAAUUAGAACAACUUUGUAUAUGGACAAACACUGUUUUGAUAUUUGGUCUAACAUGAUUAUGUUCAUUUGCAUUUUAUUACACGAUAUAAUAAAAUGACUGCAGCCUAUAGAGCAAAAGAAUGUAUAGAAACUAGCAUGCAAGUGGCCAUAUUCAUGUAAGACAAAAUAUACAACAGCACACAAAUAAGGAAAAUAGCUUUGCAGGAGAAAAGGUAAAUUUAUUGACUUUAUACAAAAAGGAUUACACUUUUCAUAUUCAGUAAUAUAAAGUGCAAAAAAGCAAGUUGAUUAAAAAAAAAGAGCUUUAUUUGAAAUGAAGAAGAAUAGAGAAACUCUGAAUCAGUUUCUGAGCCUGCUGUCGGACUCCUGCCGACUGUAAAUGCAAAUCAAAUAAUUUGAUUUAUCACAUCACAACUUUCCUUUCAAAGUAAAUUGCAGAAAAAGAGCAUUUCCACUGAGUCUGGACUCGAACCAAAGAACUGAAUUUGGAUUCAAACAAGCAGGAGUCCAACUUUUCAUGGCAGAAAUGACAGGAAACAAGAAAAUAUUGCACAGUUAUCUCAUAGCAACAAUUAGUUGCGAAUCAGAAAGUCGAGUGUUGCUAAACCUCAUCAAACCCACUGCAAAUCAGCUCUUUCUGCUACAACACACAAACAAACACACAUACAAGCAUUAACCACAACCACCACUACGAAAAUCCAACUUAACAAAGAGCUGAGACUGACUAAAGACUUAUUUUUCAUACAAGUGCUUGUAUUCAGAGACUUUCUUGGAAGAAGAGGAGAGUCACUCA
Messenger RNA from Amphiprion ocellaris (clown anemonefish), 4805 nucleotides. RefSeq names its product potassium voltage-gated channel, KQT-like subfamily, member 5a (gene kcnq5a). Gene Ontology annotation, cellular component: membrane. The coding region runs from base 750 to 3908 and encodes 1052 amino acids. The record is from RefSeq and is a predicted model, not a curated record. NCBI's taxonomy places the organism in Eukaryota, Metazoa, Chordata, Actinopteri, Pomacentridae. The transcript has 17 exons. Gene Ontology annotation, molecular function: voltage-gated potassium channel activity. Gene Ontology annotation, biological process: potassium ion transport; transmembrane transport.